Acanthamoeba castellanii str. Neff is the source of this 204-nucleotide messenger RNA. RefSeq lists its product as uncharacterized. Lineage: Eukaryota; Discosea; Longamoebia; Acanthamoebidae. The transcript is spliced from 2 exons. The record is from RefSeq and is a predicted model, not a curated record. Gene Ontology annotation, biological process: mitochondrial electron transport, ubiquinol to cytochrome c. The coding region runs from base 1 to 204 and encodes 67 amino acids.
AUGAACGCUCUUAAAUCCUCCGGCGCCAGCAACUGGGUCUACCAGAACCUGUUCAAGCGCAACUCGAGCUACUUCGCCCUCAUCCUCGUCGGCGCUGUUGUCGUCGAGUCUGGCAGGACGUGGAAUGAUUUCAAGAGGACGCAGCUCCCGAAGAUCCAGGCCAAGAAGGCCGCCGCGGCUGAGGAGGAGGAAUCGGACGAGUAA